AUGCUACUUAUCAGUAGUACUCUGAGGAAUUUGAUUAGUAUUGAUAGUCUGUUUAAGAAGAAAGCUAACCCACCUUAUGGGAACAGCAAACUCUGUUGGAAGAUCUCCUUCCUUACAAGUAGCUCCAUCGCUGUCGACUUUGUAACACGAAUUGCAGUAACAAAUAAUUUCAUCGAUUCAGUAGUAGUGGUAGUAGCAGCAGCAGGUGGUGGUUCGUUAGUUAUUUCCAAUUUACUUGUAGAACUAUUGCUGUCUGAGUUACAGCUGCUACUCAUCUACUUGCCCGGUAUAUCAUUAUUGAAAUAUGCAAUAUUAUCAAGUGAUGCAGCUAUGUUUGCAGUUGCGUUUUCCAACGGAUUACCUCGCGAUGACGUUGUUUGUAUAGCGUUGAAGUUGGUCAAUUCAUUUUGA
Molecule: messenger RNA, 411 nt
Organism: Cotesia congregata
Lineage: Eukaryota; Metazoa; Arthropoda; Insecta; Hymenoptera; Braconidae
Source: the annotation of a GenBank genome assembly